Molecule: messenger RNA, 1272 nt
Organism: Cebus imitator (Panamanian white-faced capuchin)
Lineage: Eukaryota; Metazoa; Chordata; Mammalia; Primates; Cebidae
Gene: QPRT
Product: quinolinate phosphoribosyltransferase
Exons: 4
Coding region: 151-1044 (297 amino acids)
Biological process (GO): NAD+ biosynthetic process; quinolinate catabolic process
Cellular component (GO): cytoplasm
Molecular function (GO): nicotinate-nucleotide diphosphorylase (carboxylating) activity
Source: RefSeq, a predicted model, not a curated record
GGCCUGGCAGAGGACAGGAGGGAGGCCCAGAGAGCCUGGGAAGGACUGGCUGGCUGCUUCCUCCCUCCACAGCCCCACCCCCUGGCCUGGUGCCUCUGGGAGCCCUGAGCCUGAGAGCCAACACACCAGCCCAGCCAGCUGCAAGUCACCAUGGACGCUGAAGGCCUGGCGCUGCUGCUGCCGCCCGUCACCCUGGCAGCCCUGGUGGACAGCUGGCUCCGAGAGGACUGCCCAGGGCUCAACUACGCAGCCUUGGUCAGCGGAGCAGGCCCCUCGCAGGCGGUGCUGUGGGCCAAAUCCCCUGGGGUACUGGCAGGGCGGCCUUUCUUUGACGCCAUCUUUACCCAACUCAACUGCCAAGUCUCCUGGUUCCUCCCUGAGGGAUCGAAGCUGGUGCCGGUGGCCAGGGUGGCUGAGGUCCGGGGCCCUGCCCACUGCCUGCUGCUGGGGGAACGGGUGGCCCUCAACAUGCUGGCCCGCUGCAGUGGCAUUGCCAGUGCUGCGGCUGCUGCGGUAGAGGCCGCCAGGGGGGCCGGCUGGACCGGGCACGUGGCGGGCACGAGGAAGACCACACCAGGCUUCCGGCUGGUGGAGAAGUAUGGGCUGCUGGUGGGCGGGGCCGCCUCGCACCGCUACGACCUGGGAGGGCUGGUGAUGGUGAAGGACAACCAUGUGGUGGCCGCUGGUGGCGUGGAGAAGGCAGUGCGGGCGGCCCGGCAGGCGGCCGACUUCGCCCUGAAGGUGGAGGUGGAAUGCAGCAGCCUGCAGGAGGCCGUGCAGGCAGCCGAGGUGGGCGCUGACCUCGUCCUGCUGGACAACUUCAAGCCGGAGGAGCUGCACCCCACGGCUGCUGCGCUGAAGACCCAGUUCCCGAGUGUGGCCGUGGAAGCCAGCGGGGGCAUCAACCUGGACAACCUCCCCCAGUUCUGCGGGCCGCACAUAGACGUCAUCUCCAUGGGGAUGCUGACCCAGGCGGCCCCCGCCCUCGAUUUCUCCCUCAAGCUGUUUGCCGAAGAGGUGGCUCCAGUGCCCAAAACCCGCUGAUCCUAAACCCGAAGAGGAUGACACCAGCCACGGGUUAAUGUGGCUCUUUGGGACCCUCUGGGUCACACAUUUUUAAGGACAGUGGCCAACGGGGCACACUUGGCACUAGCUUGAGCCCAACUCCAGCUCUGCCACCUGCUGCUCCUGUGACCUGGCAGGGCCUUCACCUCUGCUCACCUCAGUUUCCUAACCUGCAAAAUGGGUCUAAUAAAGGAUCAACUGCAUGGG